AUGAGCUUGGGGCUGGAGGGGUCGUUGGAAGCCCAGCUGGCCCUGGAGACGGUUAUCCAGACACUGGAGAGCAGUGUCCUGGGGCCGGGCCAGGAGACGGGCCUGAGUGUACAGGCCCCGGCCCAGGACUGUCAGCCCACCUGCCUGUCCGCCCGCGUCAGGGAGAUCGUCACCCGCAACCUCUCCCAGCCUGAGAGCCCAGCCCUGCUGCCGGCCACCGAGAUGGCAUCGAUGAUGUCGCUGCAGGAGGAGAACCAGUUGCUGCAGCAGGAGCUGUCCCGUGUGGAGGACCUGCUAGCCCAGAGCCGGGCCGAGCGCGACGAGCUGGCCAUCAAAUACAAUGCGGUCAGCGAGAGGCUGGAGCAGGCUGUGCGGCUGGAGUCUGGGGAGCUGGAAACGCAGGAGCCCAGGGGGCUGGCACGGCAGAGCGUGGAGCUGCGGAGGCAGCUGCAGGAGGAGCAGGCCUCCUACCGGCGCAAGCUGCAGGCCUACCAGGAGGGCCAGCAGCGGCAGGCCCAGCUUGUGCAGCGGCUGCAGGCCAAGAUUCUCCAGUUUAAGAAGAAGUGCUCGGAUCUGGAGCAGCAGCUGCUGGAGAGAUCCACAGAGCUGGAGCAGCAGAGGCUGAGGGACACAGAGCACAGCCGAGACCUGGAGAGCACCCUCAUUCGCCUAGAGGAGGAGCAGCAGAGGAGCGCCAGCCUGGCCCAGGUGAACGCUAUGCUCCGAGAGCAGCUGGACCAGGCGAGCUCGGCCAACCAGGCUCUGAGUGAGGACGUACGCAAAGUGACCAGCGACUGGACACGCAGCCGCAAGGAACUGGAACAACGGGAGGCUGCAUGGAGGCGCGAGGAAGAGUCCUUCAAUGCCUACUUCAGCAACGAGCACAGCCGCUUGCUUCUCCUCUGGAGGCAGGUUGUAGGGGUCCGGCGGCUGGUCAGCGACGUGAAGAUGUCCACUGAGAGGGACCUGCUGCAGCUGGGAGGGGAGCUGGCCCGGACUUCACGAGCUGUCCAGGAGGCGGGCCUGGGGCUGAGCACGGGCCUGCGGCUGGCCGAGAGCCGGGCCGAGGCGGCCCAGGAGAAGCAGGCACUGCUGCAGGCCCAGUUGGAGGAGCAGCUACGGGCCAAGGUGCUCCAGGAGAAGGGCCUAGCCCAGCUGCAGGUGCAAAGCAACCUGGAUAAGGCCAACCUCAGUGCCAGGGUGACAGAGCUAACCUUGACAGUGGAGUGCCUUCAGAAUCAGAAUCUGGAGAAGGAUCGAGUCAACAAGGCCCUCACGGAGAAGCUUGAGGCCCUGGAAUCCCUGCGGCUCCAGGAGCAGGCGGCCCUGGAGACAGAGGAGGGAGAGGGGCUGCAGCAGACUCUGAGGGAUCUGGCACAGGCAGUCCUAUCGGACAUGGAGAGUGGCGUCCAACUAAGCGGCUCCGAGCACACGGCCGAAGCGUCUGAGGGCAGCCUGCGGGGGCUCUCCGGCCCCCGGACCCCGUCCCCACAGCGACGCUCCUCUCCUGGCCGCGGCCGUUCCCCGCGCCGAGGCCCUUCCCCAGCCUGCUCUGACUCCUCCAUGCUCACCCUGAUCCACUCUGCCCUGCAUAAGCGCCAGCUACAGGUUCAGGACAUGCGUGGGCGCUAUGAAGCCAGCCAGGACCUCCUGGGUACGCUGCGGAAGCAGCUGAGUGACAGCGAGGGUGAACGCCGUGCCCUAGAGGAACAGCUGCAGCGUCUGCAGGACAAGAGCGAUGGGGCCACCCAGGCCCAGGAGGAUGCCCAGCGCGAGGCCCAGCGGCUCCGGAGCAACAUUGAGCUUCUUAGCAGGGAGAAGGUCAGCUUGGCCCACAGCCUGCAGGAAGCCCAGCAGCAGGCUGAGGAGCUGCGGCAGGAGCAGGAGAAGCUGCAGGCGACUCAGGAGGAACUGCGUCGUCAGCGGGACCAGCUGGAGGAAGAGCGGGAGGACACGGUGCAGGACAGCACUCGGACACGCAGGGAGCUGGAGCGUAGCCAUAGACAACUAGAGCAGCUGGAGGUGAAGCGCUCAGGGCUGGCGAAGGAGCUGGUGGAGGUGAGGGAGGCACUGAGCUGUGCCACGCUGCAGCGGGACAUGCUGCAGGCUGAGAAGACCGAGGUGGCUGAGGCACUGACCAAGGCCGAAGCUGGCCGCGUGGAGCUCGAGCUGUCCAUGACCAAGCUGAGGGUGGAAGAGGCGUCUCUGCGGGAUUCCUUGUCCAAGCUGAGCGCCCUCAACGAGAGCCUCGCCCAGGACAAGCUGGGGCUGAACCAACUUGUGGCCCAGCUGGAGGAGGAGAAGGCAGCCCUGCUAGGCCAGCAGAGGCGAGUGGAGCAGGAGGCCACCUUGGCACGGGAGGAGCAGGAGCGGCUGGAACAGCUGCGGCUGGAGCAGGAGGUGGAUCGGCAGGGCCUGGAGGGCUCCCUGCGGGUGGCAGAGCAGGCCCGGGAGGCCCUGGAGCACCAGGUGCCCACAUUGCGCCAGGAGCGCUGCCGGCUGCAGGAGCAGCUGGCCCAGCUCUCCCGACAGCUGAAUGGGCGGGAGCAGGAGCUGGAGCAGGCACGGCGGGAGUCGCAACGGCAGGUGGAGGCGCUGGAGCGGGCGGCCCGGGAGAAGGAGGCUCUGGCCAAGGAGAGGGCUGGCUUGGCGGUGCAGCUGGCGGCAGCUGAGCGUGAAGGCCGGACCCUGUCGGAGGAGGCCACACGCCUUCGCUUGGAGAAGGAAGCCCUGGAGAGCAGCCUGUUUGAGGUGCAGCGGCAGCUGGCCCAGCUCGAAGCCCGCCGGGAGCAGCUGGAAGCUGAUGUGCAGGCCCUGCUGCUGGCGAAGGAGACGCUGACUGGGGAGCUGGCAGGCCUGCGGCAGCAGAUGACAACUACAGAAGAGAAGGUGGCUCUGGAUAAGGAGCUGAUGGCCCAGAAGCUGGUGCAGGCUGAACGGGAGGCCCAAGCGUCUCUGCGGGAGCAGCGGGCAGCCCACGAGGAGGACUUGCAGCGACUCCAGCGAGAGAAGGAGGCGGCAUGGCGGGAGCUGGAGGCAGAGCGGGCCCAGCUGCAGAGUCAGCUGCAGCGGGAGCGGGAGGAGCUGCUGGCCCGGCUGGAGGCCGAGAAGGAAGAGCUGAGUGAGGAGAUCGCUGCCCUACAGCAAGAACGUGACGAAGGCCUCCUCCUGGCCGAGAGCGAGAAGCAGCAGGCCUUGUCCCUGAAGGAGUCCGAGAAGACGGCGCUGUCAGAAAAGUUGAUGGGUACACGGCACAGCCUGGCCACCAUCUCGCUGGAGAUGGAGCGACAGAAGCGAGAUGCUCAGAGCCGGCAGGAGCAGGACCGGAGCACCGUGAACGCCCUGACGUCUGAGGUGCGGGACCUACGGGCUCAGCUCGAGGACGCUGCUGCGGCCCACGCCCAGGAAGCGAAGAGGCUGCACGAGCAGGCCCGAGACCUGGGCAGGCAGCGGGAGUCCUGCGUGCGCGAGGCAGAAGAGCUCCGGACUCAGCUGCGCCUGCUGGAGGAGGCCCGCGACGGGUUGCGGCGGGAGCUGCUGGAGGCCCAGCGCAAGGUGCGCGAGAGCCAGGAUGGCCGUGAGGCCCAACGCCAGGAGGCAGGCGAGCUGCGGCGCAGCCUAAGUGAGGGUGCCAAGGAGCGCGAGGCCCUGCGGAGGUCCAACGAGGAGCUGCGGGCUGCCGUGAAGAAGGCUGAGAGCGAGCGGAUCAGCCUGAAGCUUGCCAACGAGGACAAGGAGCAGAAGCUGGCGCUGCUUGAGGAGGCACGGGUGGCCGUGGGCAAGGAGGCUGGGGAGCUGCGAGCUGGGCUGCAAGAGGUGGAGCGCUCACGGCUGGAGGCUCGGCGGGAGCUGCAGGAGCUCCGGCGGCAGAUGAAGAUGCUCGACAGUGAGAAUGCCAGGCUGAGCCGGGAGCUGGUGGAGCUGCAGGGUCGCCUGGCACUGGGUGAGCGGGCAGAAAAGGAGGGCCGACGGGAGGCCCUGGGCCUCCGACAGAAGCUGCUGAAGGGUGAGGCCAGCCUGGAGGCCAUGAGGCUGGAGCUCCAGGGAGCUCAACGGAAGCUGCAGGAGCAAGAGGGCGAGUUCCGGGCCCGGGAACGAGGCUUGUUGGGAUCCCUGGAGGAGGCGCGUGGCACUGAGAAGCAGCAGCUGGGCCAUGCCCGCAGCCUGGAGCUGAAGUUGGAGGCAGUGCGGGCCGAGGUCGCGGAGCUGGGGCUACGGCUGAGCGCGGCCGAGGGCCGGGCGCAAGGCCUAGAGGCCGAGCUGGCCCGCGUGGAGGCGCAGCGGCGCACAGCCGAGGCCCAGCUGGGCGGCCUGCGCUCGGCCCUGCGCCGGGGCCUGGGCCUCGGCCGCGCACCCAGCCCUGCCCCGCGGCCGGUGCCGGGAUCUCCCGCCCGGAGCGCGCCCGCGGGAGGAAGUGGGGAAGGGCUCAGCAGCCCCAGCCCCUUGGAACACAGCCCUGGAUCUGAGCCACCAUCCCCACGACCUGCUACCUCCCCGACGUCUCCAGACCUGGAGCCGGAGGCGGUGCGGGGGGCCCUUCGGGAAUUCAUACAGGAGCUGCGGAGCGCCCAGAGAGAACGGGAUGAGCUUCGGGCCCAGACGAGUGCCCUGAGUCACCAGCUGGCUGAGAUGGAGGCCGAGAGGGACAGUGCAACCUCGCGAGCAAGGCAGCUGCAGAAGGCUGUGGCCCAGAGUGAGGAAGCCCGGCGCACCGUGGAUGGGCGGCUGAGUGGGGCCCAGGCAGAGCUGGCCCUGCAGGAGGAGAGCGUGCGUCGCAGUGAGCGGGAGCUCCGGGCUGCGCUGGACCAGGUGGCCGCCCUGGAGAGGAGCCUGCAGACCACUGAGAGUGAGCUCCGUGCCAACCAGGAGAAGAUCAGCAAGAUGAAGGCCAACGAGGUAAAGCUGGAGAGUGACAAGCGGCGCCUGAAGGAGGUACUGGACGCCUCUGAGAGCCGCACCAUCAAGCUUGAGCUGCAGCGGCGCUCGCUCGAGGGGGAACUGCAACGCAGCCGCCUGGGCCUGAGCGACCGUGAGGCCCAGGCCCAGGCCCUCCAGGAUCGGGUGGACUCCCUGCAGAGACAGGUGGCAGACAGUGAGGUGAAGGCGGGGACUCUGCAGCUGACAGUGGACCGGCUGAGCGGGACCUUGGCCAAGAUGGAGGAGAGCGAAGGAGCCCUGCGUGACAAGGUGCAGGGUCUGACGGAGGCCCUGGCCCAGAACAGUGCCAGCCUCACCAGCACCCAGGACAAGAAUCUGCAACUGCAGAAGGCCCUGAAGGCCUGUGAACAUGACCGCCAAGUGCUCCAGGAACGGCUGGAGGCUGCUCGGCAGGCGCUGUCUGAGGCCCGGAAGCAGAACAGCUCCCUGGGCGAGCAGGUGCAGACAAUGCGGGGCGAGCUGGCAGACCUGGAGCUGCAGCGGGUGGAAGCUGAGGGCCAGCUGCAACAGCUGCAGGAGGUGCUGCGGCAGCGACAAGAGGCUGAGGCUGCAGCCCUGCACAAGGUCCAGAAGCUGCAGGACGAGCGGCAGCUGCUGCAGGAGCGCCUGGGAGGCCUGCAGCGUGGGUUGGCUCAGCUGGAGGCCGAGAAGCGGGAGGUGGAGCGGUCAGCCCUGCGGCUGGAGAAGGACCGGGUUGCGCUCAAAAAGACACUGGACAAGGUGGAGCGGGAGAAGCUGCGCAGCCAUGAGGACACAGUGCGGCUGAGUGCAGAGAAGGGCCGCUUGGACCGCACGCUCACAGGGGCAGAACUGGAGCUGGCCGAGGCCCAGAGGCAGAUCCAGCUGCUGGAGGCCCAGGUGGGGGCACUGGAGCAGGACCAUAGCCCCGUCCGGCUGGAGGUGGAGCAGCAGCAGUUGGAGCUGCAGCAGGAGGUGGAGCGCCUGCGCAGUGCCCAGGUGCAGACGGAACGCACCCUGGAGGCGAGGGAGCGGGCCCACCGGCAGAGGGUGCGUGGGCUGGAGGAGCAGGUAUCGACUCUGAAGGGACAGUUGCAGCAAGAGCUUCGAAGGAGCUCAGCAUCCUUCUCCCCUGCCUCCGGCCCCCCGGAGAAAUGAGUCCCUUCCCAGCUGGUGUCCUGGAGAGCAGCCCCGUGGCUCGGGCAGGAGAGGGACCUCCUCGCUAGCACAGUCCACUCAGAGACUGGGCCUGUUGGGGCCUCCAAAGCUCCCCUGGGGGUGAAGAGGAGCCAGGUGGGCAGUUCUGCAAGGCGAGGCCUCGGUGCCAGGCCAGGACCACCGUGGCUUCCCGGUGACAUCAGAGCAACCCGCCAUCUGUGGGCACCACCUUGGUGCCCACCAAUGAGUCACUUCAGAUUGUACAAGAUCCCUCCCGAGAGUGGCUGAGCCAAAGCCAGGGGUCAGGGAGACCCCCUAAUCUCUGGCUCAUGGGAAAGAACAGGGGUGCCCAGGCCUAGGGCAGGGGUCAGCGACCCGGGCUCUGCCCUCGCUUCCCAGAGAUCUCUCCGCCUUAGUUCAGUGUUUGUCAGGAAUUCUUUGGAGUUCAGAGUCCCUGUAUUUUUAUACCUUUUUACAAUGUUAACUGUUCAGAACUGUUGUGUUUUUGCAACAAGACUC
Messenger RNA from Rhinolophus ferrumequinum (greater horseshoe bat), 6573 nucleotides. It is a transcript of the gene CROCC, whose product is annotated as ciliary rootlet coiled-coil, rootletin. The transcript has 37 exons. The record is from RefSeq and is a predicted model, not a curated record. Gene Ontology annotation, biological process: centrosome cycle. NCBI's taxonomy places the organism in Eukaryota, Metazoa, Chordata, Mammalia, Chiroptera, Rhinolophidae. Bases 1 to 6054 code for a protein of 2017 amino acids.